AAGACGACGUAGGGAGUGUGUUAUUAUUUUGUGAGUUAGAGUGGAUUGUUAUAGUGGUGCGUACUGGGGGAAUCUAUGUUUUGGCGUUACAGAGCGAACAUCGACGUGAUCGAGUGACGAGUGUUACGUCGUGCGAGCAACACCGCCAAACUGGUGAGUCGUGGUUUAUGCACAGCCUACUCCGAAUUCAUCUGUUGUGUGGACGAAGCUACACUGUCAAUCGUUUGGCCUUCGCCGCCGGGGGGAGGGGGGUAGUAGUCCAGCGGAGCUCUAUGUGUUGCUGCUGUGUGCUACUGUUGGGUCAGACAGAAAGGCCAACAGUAAAUGCAAUUGCAGCUAGACAGCUCAGCAAUCUUUCCAGAAGAAGAGCAUAAAUUCCUCCUGCUGCCCCCCAUCCCCGACAUCCUCUCCCCCCGUCCGAACCGUAGUGUUCCUCAUCACCCGCCAGUGUACAGAGGAACUGCCGUAGCGACAACGACCCGAACUUUGGGUGACUUGGCCGUCGUUGCGGUUGGGUCUUGAGUGCUGAAUCUAUCCGAAUACGGUUGUCUGUGGCGCGCUCGAAUCCGUGAUCUCAUCGUAGCACCGGUUCAGUGCCUCUGCUGUAUUCACGCUAAUCGAUUAACUAAGUGCUGCUUGAUGAGCCUGACGGCCGCUAUUGCGAUUGCGACUUCUAAUAGCCGCAGCGUUUCUGUGUGUAUCAGCGCCGUAUCAUUGGGCCGAUUGAUGACUGAGAACUGUGAGAAAAAUUAUUUGAAGAAGGACCAACUAUGGCUGGCAUCAGUAGCAACAGCAGCAGGCCAGCACCAACCAAUGGGUGUUAAUACCGUCGGUUCCCUUUCCCCCUCAAACGACUCGAGCCUUCAGAUCUUACUUCAAAAUAGGCACAGAGGCUGAAAGUUCAAGAGGGUAGCACCCGCAGCGACAGGGCGCUACGCCGGACAUUCGGGCCUUCUGGACUUUCUGGGGCAACGAUGAGCUCGCCAUCUCCGUCGCAGUUGGCAUACGGCCAACCAACGGGCAGUUCGCUAAUUCCCUUUUUCGUAGGCUCUCCUGGCCCGCAGGGCGGCGGUGCCAUGGGCGCCAGUGGUGGACUCGGCGGGCCUAUGGGCUCUGGAAUGGGCAAUCCCCGAGACCAAGGCCUACAGCAACCUCCACAACGAGCAGAUGUAGCAGACAUGGAACGCUUCCAGCAAGGAUCGAAUCGGAUAGGAACGCCAACAUUGGCUGGGGGUGGGGCCAGUAGAGGUCAGAUGGCCGUCGGUGGUUCUAGACCUAUCGGACCCCACAGCAAUAACAACAACAAUAACAAUAACAACAAUAGUACCUCACAACAAAAUAGUAACAACCAACGGUUCAGUGAGCAAAGUCCGAUGCUAUGGCGUAAUGGCGGUGGAGGUGGGGGUAGUGGCCCUCGGGGGAACCCCUUCAACUCGAAUCCUUCCCUCGACCUUUCCGAGUUUCCAUCAUUAACUAACCGCGACUCAGCAGCCAACAUUAACCCUAUGUCCGGCAGAACACCUUACGUUGUGAGACUCAAUCAACAUUUUGCAUUUGGCAUGGUAAAAAACCCUAAUAGCGAAGCUAGUGAAUUUCACAUUCAAAACGAGGACUUCCCUGCGUUACCUGGCUCGAACCAUAGCAAUCUCGGCAAUCAACAGAGUCCAAGCACAACAGGACCCCAACAGGAUACUAGCGGCAACCCCGGAAGCAAUUCUCAGCAGCAGAUCUCGCAACAGGUAAAUAACGCAAAGAAUGGCCUUUCAAAUGGACACAUUAUGACGGGUGAUAAGAGUGUCAACGGAGGGCCGCUAAAAGGGGACCCGGCAGGACUAGCAUCUCAUCAAGGCAACCCGAGCGGUCAGAGUGCUGUUGGUAGUCGGAAGCAGAUCAUAACGACGAAAGACGGCCGGGUAAGCAAUAUCCCUCCCGGUAUGAUUCGCGAUCAGUACGGCAUGGUUGGUCUGUUGACCUUCAUCCGCGUAGCAGAAAGCGAACCGAAUCUUGUGACGUUGGCACUAGGUUCGGACCUGACAACACUUGGGUUAAAUCUUAACUCGCAAGAGAAUCUGUUCACGGUAUUCGGUGGACCCUGGGCCGAGCAGGCAUUACGGCCGCAUGAGAUGGAGUACAGCGUGCCGACGGAGUACCUCAUUAACUCACAGAUCAAAGACAAACUAUCGCCUAUCAAAUUGCACCGCUAUAGUGAAGACACACUAUUCUUUCUGUUCUAUAUGUAUGGUGGGGACAUUAUGCAGCUUGUGGCCGCAUCCGAAUUGUAUAAUCGGGAUUGGCGGUUCCAUCGCGACGAGCGGGUGUGGAUCACGCGGGCCGGCAUCAAUCCGACAGAGAAGACUAGUACGUACGAACGAGGUACAUAUUAUUUCUUUGACCCCGUCAACUGGCGGAAGGUUGCGAAGGAGUUCCACCUUGAGUAUGAGCGACUCGAGGAGCGUCCACCUCCACUAAGUUUCCCUAGCGGCUUGUGAUCAAGCAAUUCGUCGUCGUAGUACAGGCCAGACCAUUCGUCCCGUUUAUCUCGUUCAAGUCGUAGCUAUCGCGGAUGGAUGGUCGGCCGUUUUGUCAGUCAAUUGUCAGUCAAUCUUAAUGGUUCGAUUGAUUGGUGAUAGAUAUGGUUCUUCAGGUGAUUCAGGCCAGCAUUCAGAAAGGCGUCGGUGUGCGUUGUAUAUUUGAUUGCUGGCCAGCCACUGGCUCGAAAGCUGCCUCAUCCGAGCCUUGCGGGACCCUGACGAACCGGCUGGUCUGGUGGACGGUUAGGUCUGAGCUCUGUAGCUGCACUCUACAUAUGCCGCCUUCUUCAAGUGCUUACCUGUAGGUGGCUAGCAGAACGAAGUAAGGGCCAAAGCUGAUCCACCGACCAGCCGGCGCGUCGUUGUGUGAGGAAACAACUCUGUGUAGGUUUCUUGUAGGGGGUCCGAGGCCAGCUAGCCGUGUCUACUGUGUGUGUAUGAAGAUGAUGAUGAAAAUGAAAAGAAGAAGAGGAGGCGAGCGCUGCUGGCUGAUCUCUCCGUGGAUGAGGGGCACGAGUCUUGGCAGCAGUCUGUCACAUAUUUAAGAGCUGAAUCGGUUGGUGGGCGCUGCUCGGUCGCGGUGAAUGUAGUUAGUGGUUGAUUGAUAUUCCACGCUAUUCCGUUGUAUUCCACGCUAUUCCACAUACGAAAAACGUCAAAACGUUGUGUGGUGAGGCCCUUUCGUCGAAAAGGACCCUUUGUCCGCUCCUAUAGCAAGCUACUACAACUAAAGCUACAAUUACAACUGCGAUUUGCAUCUGCAUCUGCUACUGCUCUACCACAGCUAAAUAUCAGUCAUCUCGUCUUCUGUCCGUUUCGAUACCUCUCUAUAUUCACUUUGUCGUAGGCCUGAGAUGUCUGAAGAAGAAGACAAAGAAAAGGAACGGAAACAUACAACAAACAGCAAAUAAAUCAUGGCGCGUGAAGGGGCAACUCGGCCUUCAUAAGCUCGCCAGAUGUUCGCCGUCGGUCUUAUCCGCUAUCCACCAUGUUUUGUAUAUGUAAAGCAGACAAAUUCAUCACGUCAAUAACAAACAGAAGCGACCUCAAAAGUAAAACAAACAGGGAAAUAUUAAAAGAAAGAGAUUUUGACAGUAAACAAAGAAGGCCACAAGGGACCAAGCCACCAUUGGAAAGUAAAUAUAUCGGAGCGAAAUCAUUUGUUUUUCCGUUGUUAGUGGAUUUUACUCAAUUCUCCACAGAUGCACUUAGACUGAUCCAGCGAUUACAACAACAAUAGUAAUUAUUAUUACAAUAUUAAAAGUUAUAUUUUCAGUAUUAAGAAUGGCUUGUCCGUGUAUUCGUACAAUACUGCACACAAAAUUCGGAUUUAGUUUUGUUUUGAAAUAAACUACCCGACUAGUUAGCAAGUUAGCUAAGCAAUAUAAAGGCAAAUAAUGGUCAGGAUGUGUAAAGAACAAAAAGACUGUAACGAGAGUGAAUCCAGUGUCAUGGUCAGGAACGUUUGGGAAUGUCAGACAUGGGAUUAUUUUUUCUUGUUGUUACAAAAAUAAACCCUGUCAUAGGAAAUGUAUAAUAACAAUAACAACCAUUAGUAAUAUAAUAAUUUAAACAUUAAUGGCUAUACUGUUCCAUUACUGCGUCCAUUGUUAGCCACCUAGCUUCAAUUGCAUUUAUUAGCUUACUCAGAUUCUUAAUUUAGCACUGACCUCAUCCAAACAAUGCUGACCUCGGCACUAAGCGCACUUUUUUUGGGUUUUUCAAGGGUUUUCUUUUUGCUUUUUACACAUGCUGGACCCAAUUUUUUUGCUCAGCCAGCUUGCCAGAUGAAUAGCUCAUUUCAAAGCAAAUAACAAUUUGAAUCUCUUACGCAUUAGAGAACCAAUACACAGAAAAAAUAUCACCAUUUUUGUUCAUACUAUUACCAUUAUUAUUGUAAUCGCUUCAUCAGUAUUUAUGAAAGCGGAAUCGUGAGAAAUUUAGUCAAAUUCAUGCAUAAAAGGAAACAAAUUAAAAUUUAACAUCCGUUUGCUAGAAGUUCCUUUGUUGACAACCGUGCCUUUGAGUAUAUCGAUUGCACGAGCACGUUAAAAUAGCUUACCAGUCAAUUGAUGAAACAACCCUGAAAACAUUCAUUUUUUAUACUUGAUUUUGCUUCGAAAGAUUUGCUUGCCAAUAGUUGUUUAAUUCCCUGUAGUUUUUUGUUUGUGUGUUUUAAAUUCAGUUAUGAAGAUUUUGUUGGCAAUUGACUAGGGAGGGGCAAUAUAUAUAGGGAACGAUAACUAAGUGAUGGGAAUGACGCCGAAAUAAGAAUCUGACUCCGUAAGAAAAUGCAAUCAAGACAGAUUGGUUCACAAGAGUCGCAGUAGCAGUUUAACAUAAUUUUCAUAUUUUGAGAUGACAAAAAUUAUAUUUUGAUGGAGAUUUGAUUUUGGUAUUAAAAUGUAGUACUGAAAGAUAGAAAAGAAUAGAAAAUCAUGGGGAGAAUAGGGAGAAUGGUGGCGGUGAACUACCAGUUGUGCCGUAAGCCUGAAAGCAGUGUUUUGUUUUAGUUCGGAGAUAUAAAAAAUGAACACGAAAAGAAUAAAAAUGAAGCAAGUAGAAAAUUUAUUUUUUGCUUGCUGCAUUUUUGUUCUUCAUCGAGGUCAGUAGUGUUUGGCCUGCUGCUAUUGUUGCUUUCAAUACAGUCCGGCUUUUAAUACAAUUUGACUGAAGUUGCCGAUGGAUGCCUCAGCUAAUACAAGGCCCUGCCUACGGAUAAACACGCGCCCUGUCAUUUUGAGUUUUGUUGUAAAAUUUUCGUUGAUAACUAAGUGAGGAGGAAUAACACGGCACAAUGAUAAGGUGACGAGGUCAACGCUAAAUUAAGGAUCUGGCAAAUGCAAUUGAAGCAAAGUGGUAAACAAUAGCCGCAGUAGCGAAACAGUAGAACCAUCAAUGUUUAAAUAAUACAGCAGAGAAUACAGUGGUGGGAUACAAGUGUGUAAGUUUAAAUGGAACAAAGACUGUGAAUAGAAUAUUAUUAGUAUAUAUAACUGUGUUUAUUAUUGUAACAGCAACAAGAAACUGUAAAAGUGAAAAUCAUCCCGUAUAUGUAUUUCUUCUUUCACCUUUGAGCGAACGACGAUGACGACGAUGAAAACAAUCCUACAGUAACAACAACAACAACAACAACAACCACAACAACAGCCACAACAACAACAACAAACAAAAACACACGACGAUAUUUGACGGUUCAGACGGCGGCAGAAAUCGCGCUUGGCCCAAGAUGUGGUUAUGUCUGCUAUUUUUAUUGAUUAUAUGCACAAAGCAAUGAAAGAAAACAAGCAAAAAACGAACGAAAACAAUUAUAAUGCUGGUGAUAAUAAUAGUGAAUAAAAUACCUGCACAACGCGUAAGUGACGGCAACCGACAUAAGAAAGAGAGAGAGAGAGAGAGAGAGUGAAAAUAGGCAAAGACAAAAACGAAAAACACUUAGCAACGAAAAUUUGUGCUGGCAUUCGGCUGAAGAGCGGGGUAACAAAAAGUCAGUGAAGAAUCUCUACUCUUUAUUUGCUCUCACCUUCGUUACUGCGCAGCUAGCGCCUGAUAAAUUCGAGUCGGUUUGUAGUUUCAAGGUUUGAAAUGUACUAAUUCACCUAUUAAUAAUUGAUCGGACCAUAAGAGAAAUUCAGCUGAAAUCAGAGUCAAAUAAGGCAGAAAACAACUAGAAGGCGAAUGAAAAUUCAUUUAACAACUAGAAUAAUCUUUUUAAAAGGCAAAUCGCCAAACUGCUGCUUCUGACGGUGUUCGUAAUGAUAAUGAUGAUGAGACAGCUAAUGAUGGUGAUCAUGAUGCGAAUGAUUAACAAUUAACGAUGCUGAGAAGAAUCGAUCGAUUGCUUUGAUAGUGGUAAUGCAAUGAUGAUACUGAUGACAAUGUAAAGAUGGAGAACAUAAAUAUAUUAUAAAAUAUAAUACUACAUUGAUGGAUGGAGCUGCUGCAACUCUCAAACUCAAACUCGCGCGCGUCACUGUGGACCAACGAGCUGUACAGUCAUUCCGGGGGUUCAUGGACGCGUGUCUUCUGUGAAUAUGUAAAGUGUUGAUCACUCUGAGGGAAAACGCGUGCUGCUACGGGAAAUAGGGUGGGAUAGUGACGGGAGAUUUAAUGACGCAUACGACAAGAAUAAUUAUGAGGAAAAACAUCACUGUCAAGACAACUACAACAUUGAGACAUCAUCAACAUUCACAACGAAGACAACAACAACAACAACGACAACAUCAAUAACAUUAACAACAAUAACAACAUACAGGGGACAAUAGAAGUAAAAAAAAUAGGACUGAAACAUCAAUAGCGAUUAGGAGAAGUAAGAACAAAACGACCAAUGUUUAAAAGAAAAGUAACUACAUAUAUACAUAUAUAUAUAAAUAUAAAAAGAAAAUAUAAAUAUUAAGUAAAUAAAUGCCGUAGUGUAUCUCAAUACAUAAACGGACCCGGUUUACAUUUCCUGUUUGUUACUAGCGAUGAGGAUGAAAGUAACUGCAAUAUUAAUUUUCAUUUAUUCUAUUAUGUGUUGUUAAAAAUUGAGAAAAUGAGUCGCGUUAUUCAAAUUGUACCAAGGUCGAAUUACACUAUUACAAUAAGUAACUAGUUAAUAUAUAUAUAUAUCAUAGUUAUAACAACAGUCGUUAUUGACUGUUGUUACAAUCGCGGUACCGUGCAUGUGUGCGAACCUCACCGCAAAGAGCAAAAUAUCGAAGUCUAAAGCCGGGUUGAAUUUUUUGACCCAAUGUUCAUAAUCCUUAGCUCGAAUCAUGCCUCGGAAAAUGAACAGUUUCUACCGGUAAUCAGCCAAUUGAGGGAUACAUGACAACAACGUCACUCGAACACUCAUCUCGACCACAAACAAUGACGCCAAGACAGACAAUCACACAACUGCAUUGACAUUCGCAAACGCACAUGAUUUAGACUUUUCAACUAUUCCAUUGGCAUAAAGACCUGCUAGCCAUUUCGUGUAGCGGAAACGACGCCGAUGGAAACAGGAACAGCCACAGAAACAACAACAAUAACAACGAUAUAAAUACCCAUAAUACAACAAUAAAACUCCAGCAACAAAAAGCAAAGUGGAAUUACACACGACAGCAUGAGAAAACAACUGGACUAAGCGGCAUCAACAACUGCUAUAUAUAUGUAUGUAUAUAUAUACACUAUCACCAGUGGACGGAAUAGAGGCAAACCAACUGAUUGAGGCAAAACAAAGGUAAAUAAAUCUUAUUUCAUCCGUCGUA
Molecule: messenger RNA, 7762 nt
Organism: Varroa destructor (honeybee mite)
Lineage: Eukaryota; Metazoa; Arthropoda; Arachnida; Mesostigmata; Varroidae
Product: CCR4-NOT transcription complex subunit 2-like
Biological process (GO): regulation of DNA-templated transcription
Cellular component (GO): CCR4-NOT core complex
Source: RefSeq, a predicted model, not a curated record